This is a messenger RNA of Trichophyton verrucosum HKI 0517, 4083 nucleotides long. RefSeq lists its product as uncharacterized. The record is from RefSeq and is a predicted model, not a curated record. The transcript is spliced from 2 exons. Lineage: Eukaryota; Fungi; Ascomycota; Eurotiomycetes; Onygenales; Arthrodermataceae. The coding region runs from base 1 to 4083 and encodes 1360 amino acids.
AUGGUCGGGUUUGCUGCCGGCCAGCUUAUCAAGCUUGCGGACGGUCGCCACGCGAGAAUUCGAUUCAUCGGGACAACGCGUUUUGCCCCUGGAGAAUGGAUCGGAUUGGAACUCGAAGACGCAACGGGUAAAAACGAUGGCUCGGUUCAAGGAGAAAGAUAUUUCGAGUGUGAAUAUGGAUUUGGCAUGUUCGUCCGGGCGUCUGCCAUUGUUGAGAUUGUUGAGCAGGCGAGGAAAGAAGAGCCCAGGGUUGCGCCGAAAAGUGGCCUCGAUGGCAGGGGAAGACCGGGGUCGAUGAUUGUGCCUCCCGGAGGCGCAGUGGGAACAAGAAGACAGAGCUUGAUGUCAUCUACACCGGGGGGAAAGAAGUCGAGUUCUGCUGCUUCAAGUCCUUCGCCUGCUCCAAGAGCCUUGGGUCGAGUGUUACGGUCGCCUACAAAAUCACCGGUGAAACAGUUGGCUGGACCCGGUACUCCUGCUGCAUCCCGGGCUUCCUCGACAGCUUCGAGGACUAUUCCAAGCCAUAAGCCCAGACCAAGCUUAUCAAACCGCAGCUCAGCAGCUCCUACUCCCACAUCUACAACGUCUAACUCUCGUUUAUCAUUACGCCAAUCCCAACCCCAAUCUACGAUGGGACCUCCCGCGAAAACCACUCGUACAGGGUUGGCCGCUUCGCGUACAACCAUAAGCCCGGCCACAUCCAGACGUAUGUCACUAAAACCAGCUACAGCGAAGUCACCGGUGAUGGGCAAAGUGGAAGCGAGCUCUGGUGAGCAAAGCGAAGAUGCAUCACGGGCAAGCUCACCUCCCGAUGGGCCAGAGCUUGAUGUUGUCAAGCCAAGUUUGGCUCGACCUACACCAUCUCCGAUGAGCCAGAGAUCUGUUUCCGGUAGCAAUAUGCUAGUACAGAAGGAGCUUGAUGAUCUAAAGACAAAGCUGAAGAUUAUGGAGAAAAAAAGAGCGGAAGACCGCGAGAAGCUAAAGAUGGUUGAGACGUACCGGACAGAGAGAGACAAGUUCGAGACUAUCAUACAGAAGCUUAGGGAAAAAUAUCAACCUCAGCAACAGGAAAUUACUACAUUGAGAAAACAGCUCAAGGAAGCCGAAUAUAGGGUUGAAGAAGUCGAGAGACUUCAAGCUGAACAUGAAUCCAUUCUUGAGAUGGCAGCAUUGGAUCGAGAGAUGGCGGAAGAAGUUGCUGAAUCAAUCAAAGCUGAGUAUGAAGCUUUGAAGAUUCGGACGGAGGAAUUGGAGCUUGAGGUAGAAGUCUUGAAGGAGGAGAAUGAUCAGCUUGGACAGGUCAUGAGCCCUGAAGAGAAAUCGAGUCAGGGAUGGCUGCAAAUGGAACGAACAAAUGAGCGUCUACGUGAAGCUUUGAUCCGCCUUCGUGAUAUGACACAACAACAGGAAGCUGACCUAAAAGAUCAAAUCAAGGAUCUGGAGGAAGAACUCAAGGACUAUAACAACCUCAAGGCUCAGUAUGAGUCUACCAAGGAGAAGUUGCUUGCGUCAGAAGCGAAUAUGGAGGAUCUCAAACAGCAGGUGGAGGCUUUGGGGGCCGAGGAAAUGAUUGAAGAGCUCACCGAGAAAAAUAUGCAGUACCAGGAGGAAGUGAACGAACUGAAGGCAAUAAUAGAAGACCUCGAGAGUUUAAAGGAACUGAAUGAUGAGCUUGAGAUCAAUCACAUUGAAUCUGAGAAACAGCUCCAAGAAGAGAUUGAUUUCCGGGAGGGUAUUUAUCAUGAACAAAACCGAAAGAUCUCACAACAAGAUGCCGUCAUUGAAGAUCUUGAAUAUACCCUUUCGAAGUUCCGCGAGCUGGUCUCGACCCUGCAGAAUGACCUAGAAGACAUGCGAGCCUCGCAGCAAAUCACAGAGACUGAGGCUACGGAUCUAACCGUACGUUCAAGAGCAAUGAUGGAUCUGAACAUGAAGCUCCAAGCUUCAGCUGCAAAAGCUCAGGUCAAGUCUAUGGACUUAGAGCUAGGUCGAAUGGAGGCAGAAGAGUCUGCCAGCCACCUGUCUAUUGUUAAGCUUUAUCUGCCUGACUAUUACGAAAGCGAACGGAAUCCAAUUCUUGCACUCCUCCGGUUUAAGCGUGUGGGGUUCAAAGCCUCAGUAAUGGGUAACGCCGUAAGGGAACGUCUGGCCGACCCGUCAAUCCGCUUCCCUGAGCGAGAUGGAUUUCUGGCUUACGAGGUACUCGAGAAACUUACCUGGAUAUCACUGGUCUGUGAUAGAUUUAUCACUUUUAUGGAUGGUUGUUCAAGCGAACAAUUUUCUUCCUUUGAAGGAGCUCUAUACGAGCUUGAACCAGUUGAGCGCAUCUUGAACUUUUGGAUUGAGAGCCUGAAAAAGGGGGAGCUGAAUGAGAAGACUUGCGCAGAUGAACUCCAGCGAUCAACUGCUCUUUUGUCACAUCUAGCGGAGACACUAAUACCGCAACACGUCGAAGGUACUGGAAAUGAGAUGUAUAUGCUAUCUGUUUUGACGCAGACUUAUCUGGAUAGCACAGCAUCCGCUUUUGCUCAAUUGAAGUCUAAAAUUCAAUCCAAAAUACCCCCUUCGCCGGAAGACGAGGAAAGCCAACAUCUCUACAAGAAAAUUGACACAGUCGUUCAGCAGGCAAGAGGAAUAAAAGUUGCAUCAAGCAAAGUCACUCGGUCUUUAGAAGAACUGAGAACAAGGUCACUAGCUCUUGCGGAGGAAUGCAAAGAGGCAUUUGAGUCAACCGAACAAGCCGCUAAGGAACUGUCAGAAAUGGCUCAGCUCAUCGGAAAUAGUUUCCUACAACUUGUCGAUGAUGAUGAUCGCACUGAACCAUUCACGUACCCAGAGGUGUUGACUAGUAUGUCUGAUGCAAUUGCUUCUAUCCCUAAGGGAUCACUUGGAGACAGUGGUUCAAACGACGCCCUUGCACUUAUCGCCAAUAAACUUCGUCUUUUGACAGGUUAUGUUGAUGAGGCAUCGAAUCUUUCCUCCGACUUGUCUCAGACAGUUGAGUUUGAUCGACGACAAUCUCCAUGGAUUGCUCGCUCAAAGAUGCUUAAGGCAAGCCAGGAAACUUCACCGGAUGCUGAAGAAGAGAUCAGACGCUUAAGGAAUGAACUGAGUGAGGCGUCAAAUGCUCUCGGAGCGAAAGACAGAGUCUUUGAGGAGCAGUCUAUCAAGAUCGAACUCCUUGAAGCACGUAUGCGUGAGGCUAGUAAAAAGGCAGCUGUCGUCAAAGACUUGGAAGCUGAGAUAGGGAAUCUACACUCCAAAGAGAAUGAGCUUGUUGCUCUAGUUGAACGACAAUCUCAAAAUAUGCAGGCAAUCGAAAGGGAGCGGGAUGAGUACAGAAGCCGCUUCGAAAAACUGAAACGAGCUUCCGAUUCUGAGGGAAGCAGCGGCGUAGGAGGGGUUGUAAACGCUGCGGCUUCAUUAUCAGUCAUGAAAGAAAACGAGGCCUUACGGGCGGAAGUCACCGGCCUUCAAUCCUCUAUUCGUUAUAUUCGGGAUGACAACAAGCGAGCCCGCCUUCUUGACCCGUAUUCUGUACAGAGAAGCAACCAUAUGCGCUCUUGGCUUGACGUUCCUUUGGUUCGUUCCAAGCCUUCGGUUAAUGAGCAAGACCCCGAUCAUCGACACAAGCAGGCUGCCGAAUGCCGCGACAUCCUUGGUCACUUACUGAAGUUAACUAAGGAAUCAAAACUCGUGGAUCUCAAGGCAAGUAGCACUUCAGAUCCUGCAAACCGUCUUGCAUGGUGCCCUGUCAAAUCAACUCCGAAAUAUCAUGCCAUGAAGCAACGUGAACAUUAUGAGCAGUGGAGCCAAUGGAAAGACGAAGUUGUUAAAGAGAGGAAGAUGAAGAAGCUGAAUGCCGGCUCUGGUACCACGAGGCGAGUCCUGCCAACAAGCAACCCAAGUGCCCCAGCUAGUUUUCCUGUGGACCAUGCGGCCUUUCCCGAUAUUUCUCGGAAAGGGCUGGCACCUGACAGAGACGAGGGCGUAAUGGGCAAGACAUGGAAGAUUCUCGGCCUCCAGCCGGAUACUGGCGAUAUCCCAAGGGUGUCAAAUGAGCCCCAGAUACUUGAUGACUAG